UAGCGUUACUCCAUUUUAGUUUGGCUAAUGUUUAGGUAGGCGUCAGUCAGUGUGGUGUUCGCGGAAUAGGCUGGAAAAUAAAUCAUGGGGAGAAAAAAGAAGAAGCAGAUGAAGCCCUGGUGUUGGUACUGCAACAGGGAUUUUGAUGAUGAAAAGAUUCUCAUUCAGCAUCAGAAGGCCAAGCACUUUAAGUGUCAUAUAUGUCACAAGAAGCUAUAUACUGGUCCUGGUCUGGCCAUCCACUGUAUGCAGGUUCACAAAGAAACCAUUGAUGGUGUCCCUAAUGCAAUACCGGGAAGGAUUGACAUAGAGCUGGAGAUUUAUGGAAUGGAGGGUAUUCCAGAGAAAGACGUGGAGGAGAGGAGACGUGUGCUUGAACAAAAAACACAGGAAAAUCAGAAGAAAAAACAGCAAGAUGACUCUGAUGAAGAUGACUCAGAUGAAGAGGCUGGUCCCUCCUUUCAGCAACCAGCAACAACCAUACAGCCUCAGGCAGCCUAUGCCCCUAUGACCCAGCCAGGAAUGGCCCCUGUCCCAGCGCCAGGGAUGCCACCUGGAAGCUACUCAGGAAUGCCCCCAAUGAUGCCUGGUGUCCCCCCGAUGAUGCCAGGGAUGCCUCCUGUCAUGCACGGGAUGCCUCCAGGCAUGAUGCCAAUGAGUAGGAUGAUGCCACCUACACAUGGAAUGCCCCCAAUGAUGCCAGGCAUGCCACCAGGAAUACCUCCUCCCAUGGGUCAUCACCCUGGCAUACCCCACAUGGCUCAGGCCCCUCCUACCAUUCGGCCGGCUGUGCCUGCCACAACAAUGCCCACGCCACAGCCGAGUGUCUCCAAGCCACUGUUUCCCAGUGCAGGACAGAUGGGGACUCGAGCUCCAAGCACAAGCUCGGGCUCCUCCAGUCUGGACAGUUUGUCAGCAUCCUCUAAACCGCUGUCCCAAGUCCAGCAGGCUGGUUCUGGUGUAGCGGUGAGCUCCUCUGCACCACCUUCUGCUGCUCCCAAACCAACAUUCCCAGCUUACACCCAGUCCUCUGCCACUGCUACGGCCAACACGAGCAGCACUGUGGCCAAACCGGGCACCCCAGUCACAAGUAAGCCUGCCACCCUCACCACCACCAGUGCAACCAGUAAGUUGAUCCACCCUGAUGAAGAUAUAUCACUGGAGGAGUUGCGAGCACAGCUGCCUUGCUACCAGUGUAAAGUCCCUAGUGCAGGACAGGCCCACGUAACUUCCCCACCAGUUGCACCAAUGGGAGGUGUGUUGCCCCCUCAGCAGGGCAUUCCUGUACAACAGCCGGGUGUUAGGCAUCCCAUGCAAGGGCCAUUCGGUGCUCCGCUGCAGGGAGUGCCUGGGUACGUCCCAGGGGGAAUGCCUCCUUAUGGACAAGCCCCACCCAUGGUCCCUCCCUACCAGGGAGCCCCUCGGCCCGCCAUUGGCAUGAGACCUCCUGUAAUGUCUCCUGGAGGCCGAUAUUGAAGCGUCACCACCGGUCUUCAUUAGGUUUGGUGAUUCAACCAUUUUGCCAUCUAGUGGCGUGCUUUACAAUCCAGAUCAGUAACCAUAACCCUUCUUGCAAUGAGGAGAUGGAGUAAUCAAACUGUGUAACGCAUGGGACAUUUGAUUUUACCAAGUCUAUUAUUUGGACCUACCCUUUGUUGCAGAUCAUUCAGUCUGGCUUUUUUCUCAUGUUUUGUUUAGGUUUUUAGAAGUGAAGUGUAGUAAAUAUGGUUCGUAUUAAUUUGAAGCGGCUGGAGUUUCGUACAGCACCUUUAACAAGGCAAGUCACUGUAAAUAUACUAUUACUGUACUAAAAGUGUGAAGCCUUCGCAGCACCCAUAGGUGCUGUUGGACGUCCCGUCCCCAGCAUUGCUUGGUGAGGGCUUCAGAUAGCUGUCACUGUUGGGUUUAUUUUUCUAUGUCUGCUUGUCUACAUUUACAGUGUUCUCUCUGUAGGGCCAAUAACACAAGACUCCUGUGAAUGCUAUCUGUACUGUUCCACUGUUAAUUGUAAUAAACUAUUGAAAUCUAACGGCUGUUUUUUUUCAUUAGCAAGUAAAGGACAACCUCACAAGGUUUGUACUACAAAUGCUCAACGUGAUGGCUGUUGUUUAUUUGUAUGAAAGCUGUGUGAUUGCAGUGUGCUGGGACGUGUUUGUGGGUGAGAGGGAAACUGAAGCAUUUGCAUCCACGUUUGAUGGUCCUUUCAUAUUAAAGUUUGGAUUUAAAGGGGUCAAAUCACGAGGAAUCAAGUUUUCCUUGAUCUUUUGAGAUAAAUGGGUUUAGCACCAUGUCAACUUGAUGUAACUGUUGCAGCGCAAAACAUCCUCCUCAGUCCAAAAAGACCAUCAUCAUAACAUCUCCCAGCUUCUGACGUCAGUGAACAACAGACAAACUAACGAUAUAAGAGUUUGUGCUGCAACAGAAAGUGACACGGUGAUAAAUGAUCAUGGAAUAAACAAAGUAUGACUAUUUUUGAUGGGAGAAAAAAUAACACAGUGGACAUGUAUAAGACCCCUUUAAAUUUUCAGCUGCUUAUGCAAGGACAUAUGGCUGCUAGAC
This is a messenger RNA of Sinocyclocheilus grahami, 2559 nucleotides long. Its product is annotated as BUB3-interacting and GLEBS motif-containing protein ZNF207-like. NCBI's taxonomy places the organism in Eukaryota, Metazoa, Chordata, Actinopteri, Cypriniformes, Cyprinidae. Gene Ontology annotation, molecular function: microtubule binding. The record is from RefSeq and is a predicted model, not a curated record. Gene Ontology annotation, biological process: attachment of spindle microtubules to kinetochore; mitotic spindle assembly; mitotic spindle assembly checkpoint signaling. The transcript has 11 exons. Bases 85 to 1476 code for a protein of 463 amino acids. Gene Ontology annotation, cellular component: spindle matrix; kinetochore; nucleus.